This is a messenger RNA of Closterium sp. Naga37s-1, 657 nucleotides long. The record is from the annotation of a GenBank genome assembly. Lineage: Eukaryota; Viridiplantae; Streptophyta; Zygnematophyceae; Desmidiales; Closteriaceae.
AUGGCGCGCAUAGACGACGCGCGGCAGCGCGGCGUGUUCGGCGCGGCGCUGCUGAUCGGCGCGCUGGUGUUCCGGUGGGCGCUGGACACUCACGGGUGCCACGUGGCACAGCUGCUGGCCAUUGACGACACUGACGAGUACCACGCUAAGCUGCUCGCCAUCGACGAUACUGACGAAGGGGAUGCGGAUGGAAUGGGGGAUGCUGGUGCUGGUGAUGGCACCGGAGUCAAGGAGGAAAGAGGGCAGCAUUGCACCCUGCUCUGCUGGUCCAUCCAUCUCACACCAAACCCUCACCUGCUGCACUCCUCUCUACCAACCAACCAACCCCCUCUCCCUCACCUCAAACCCAACCCUCCCACCCUCACCGCCGCCCCUUUCCUAUUCUCAACACGCCGCAACCCCCGUUUUCUCCCCUCCCGCCCCCCUUCCCUCCGUUCCCCCUCUCUCCCGCCCCUCUUUUUCCCCCACGCUCUCGUGAAGUACUAUUCCCGGCUGGGCAUGCGCGCGGUAAGGGUGGUGGAGGGGGGGUCGCUGGGGGAUGUGCCGCACAUGCUGGUGUGGGGGGGCGCCGGCACGCUCAUGGAGGGCGAGAUUCUGCCGCUGCUCACCCGAUGGUCCCGUGUCUUCCCUCCCGCUGCUGCUCGAGGUGACUUUUGA